UCGGAGAUUUAGCACAAACGCCCCUACGCCUCGACACACGCGCUCUGACCUUCACCACGCUCCGGCCCCAGUGCCAGGAGUCUGAGUCCUUCUCCCUCCACGCCGCCAUGCCAGCGCUCCUGGUCGACACAAGCACGCGCCUGGCCUCAUCCAGCGAUGCCUCGACGCGCUCCCACCACUCGGCCAACCGCUCAAAGUCUCCUACCCCAGACCGCCCGCCCGUGUCGCCUCUCACGCCCACGGCCACUGUUGCCCAGCUAGCUCCGGUGGAGCGCAGCGAACCUCGACCCCGCCCUGCCCCUCCGCCCACGGCCACCUUCACACCACAGCCGCCCUCGGUCGCCAUCUCAGAGACGGACAACCCCGAUGCCAUUGCCUUGCGCUCCGCUAUAUCGCUCCUGCAGUUGCAGCGCGAGAAGAGCAAGCGCGACCUCAAGGCCCUCGAGGACCUCAAGGCCGCCGCCAUAGCCGACCCGCAAGCCUUUGCCCGCUCGCUCCAUGAACAGCGAGCACAGCAGUCGCACUCGUAUCAAGACAUGCUCACGCCCACUCUAUCUGGCCUCGGCCAUGACCAAGACGCCAGCGAUCCAGACGCUCGCAAGGACUCGACGCGCAAGGACACAGAGUCCAGUGCCCAAAGGUUCCCUCCCAUCCCACAGCCGCAAAACGUUGUGCGAUGUCCCCCCAUCAACUGGGACAAGUACCACAUCGUGGGCGAACCGCUUGACAAGAUGCACCAAGAGCAAAAGAGGUGGCCGGGUUCGGCAGAGCCUCCACGCACAAAGGCGGGACACCGCGCACCGCCCCAUUCAGUAGCGGCGCCAUACUCGCCAUUUACAGACGGAAUCAGCGCCCGCGCAUCUUCAUCGUCGUCAGCAACACCCCCACAACCACCAAAACACCCAAAAAAGUCUCCCUCGUAAGACGCGGCUACUGCUGAGCCGGCGGUCCCUGAUUCCACCCCCAACCGCCAUGCGCGGUACACAGUUCCUUAACCCUGAUUCCACAUUUGGCAUCAUUACACUUCAAAAUGAA
This is a messenger RNA of Bipolaris sorokiniana ND90Pr, 1035 nucleotides long. RefSeq lists its product as uncharacterized. The record is from RefSeq and is a predicted model, not a curated record. NCBI's taxonomy places the organism in Eukaryota, Fungi, Ascomycota, Dothideomycetes, Pleosporales, Pleosporaceae. The coding region runs from base 108 to 923 and encodes 271 amino acids. The transcript has a single exon.